AUGUUGUCAGACUCAGACUACAAGUCUUUAUCACUCGAUCAGGUUGAAAACAUUCGCUCUACUGUCAUACAGUCCGGCAAGCCCGUCAACCUUGGCGAAUUCGCAACCUAUCUUUCUGGAUCUAAGCAGCACUCAGUCAUCAUUGACUGUACUGCUUCAGAGGAAGUUGCCAAGCUUUAUCCUUCUUGGCUUCGAGCUGGUCUAAGUGUCGUGACUCCCAACAAAAAAGGAUUCUCUAGCUCACUGGAUCUUUUCAAAGAAAUCCAAGAACUCGCUGUCAAUACCAACAAAAAGGGCAAGGAAGCCAAGGUGCCUUUGGUCUAUCACGAGGCAACUGUUGGCGCUGGUUUACCCAUCUUGUCUACUUUAACCGAUCUUGUCAAAACUGGUGAUGAAAUCAUCAGCAUCGAAGGUAUCUUCUCUGGUACCUUAAGCUAUCUUUUCAACAAUUACUCUAGCUUGACCAAUCCUACCUCAAAAUCAUUCUCUGAGAUUGUCAGUGUUGCCAAGGGACUCGGAUACACCGAACCUGAUCCAAGAGAUGAUUUAAACGGUAUGGAUGUAGGUCGUAAGGUUGUCAUCUGUGGUCGAUUGGCUGGACUUGAUUUGGAUCUUUCUACUCUUCCUGUUGAAAAUAUUGUUCCUGAAGAGCUACGAGCUGUUCCAACCGCCCAAGAAUUUAUGAGCAAGUUGCCCGAAUAUGAUGAUCAUUUUGCUAAAUUGAACCAAGAAGCAUUAUCUAAUAAUCAAGUGCUUCGAUAUGUUGGUACUGUUGAUGUCAAGGGUGGAAAGAGCGGUGUUCAAUUGAUCAAAUGUCCUUCUACACAUCCUUUUGCUUCCCUUCAGGGCAGUGAUAAUAUUAUCAAGUUUACAACAAAGUAUUUCCCUAGCGGUAUUGUCAUUCAGGGUUCUGGUGCAGGAGCAGCCGUGACAGCUUAUGGUAUUUUCACUGAUCUCAUAAGAAUUCAGGAACGUGUUGAGGGAUUUUAA
Molecule: messenger RNA, 990 nt
Organism: Rhizopus microsporus ATCC 52813
Lineage: Eukaryota; Fungi; Mucoromycota; Mucoromycetes; Mucorales; Rhizopodaceae
Product: homoserine dehydrogenase (L-homoserine:NADP oxidoreductase), dimeric enzyme
Exons: 4
Coding region: 1-990 (329 amino acids)
Biological process (GO): aspartate family amino acid biosynthetic process; L-homoserine biosynthetic process
Molecular function (GO): NADP binding; aspartate kinase activity; homoserine dehydrogenase activity
Source: RefSeq, a predicted model, not a curated record